GAAAACGACGCCGUAUCCAGUCCGCCUUCACACCUUACAUCCUCGAAAAGUGCCUGCCUCGGCGAAGCACAGUAGACAGAGAAAGAGAGGAGAGAGAGAUGAGUGCACCGGCGUCGUACCUGGCUCGGAGGGCAGCGCAGAAGGAGAGAGUGAGGAUCCUCUACCGGAGAGCCCUCAAAGAGACUCUCAAUUGGGCCGUCCAUCGUCAUCUCUUCUACCGAGAUGCUUCGGAGAUGCGCGAGAAGUUUGAUGCCAACAAAAACGUGGAAAGUCUCGAGACAAUUGAUAGACUGCUAGAAGAUGGUGAAGCAGCCUAUAACAAAUGGCGGCACCCUGAUCCUUACAUUGUUCCAUGGGCUCCUGGUGGCUCCAAGUUUACCAGAAACCCGCCUCCACCUCCUGGGAUCGAGAUACUGUACAACUAUGGCCAAGAAGAUCAUAUUUGAAUCUGUGCUUCUUCUCCCAUGGCAGUAAAUAAAGAUCAAUGGACAUGACUGACAAGGGAGGGUUUUCAAUUCAUUGUGUUUGUGUUGUGUUUAAUGAUGCUCUGAACAUUUUGAGACACUCGGUUGUUCUGUAUUUGUUUAUUGUCGAGACUGAUAGUCUGCCCUAACAUGUGUGGGUUGACUUAAAGCAUAGCUAAUCUUGCAUCCGACAUGCAACCAUUGUAUACAUUUGGUUUUUGGCAUAUUGGAAACUCAACGACAUUGGGCAGGGAUAGAGAUCCUUGCAUUCGCUGCA
Rhododendron vialii is the source of this 741-nucleotide messenger RNA. Its product is annotated as NADH dehydrogenase [ubiquinone] 1 beta subcomplex subunit 9. NCBI's taxonomy places the organism in Eukaryota, Viridiplantae, Streptophyta, Magnoliopsida, Ericales, Ericaceae. The record is from RefSeq and is a predicted model, not a curated record. Gene Ontology annotation, biological process: mitochondrial electron transport, NADH to ubiquinone. The transcript is spliced from 6 exons. Bases 99 to 446 code for a protein of 115 amino acids.